GCGGAGCCUGGACAAGAUGGCGGCGCCCAGGGAGGCCUCACGGGGCCCGGCCGGGAGCCCCGCCGCCCCCGCCGCCCCCGCCGCCCCCUCCGCCCUCGCCCAGCUGCAGGCCCUCCGACACCUCACCGCCCUUCUCACCCAGCAGCGCCACCGCGACACGGCGUCCGAGAGCGUGUUUCAGGAGGUCCUGCAGCGGCUCACGGAGGCCCGACGGGAGGCGGAAGUGGCCAGCGCCGACUGGGCCCGGCGGGAACACCCGGAGCCCUGCUUGCAACUGGCCGCCGAGAGCUUCCGAUGCCUCCGGAACGCCUGCGUGCGCUGCCCCGCUAACCAGGGGGUCAUCAGGAACCUGAACUUGAUCGGCGUGGCCGUGGAUUUCAUCUGCUUGCUUCUCCGGUCCAGAGCCGAAGGAGAAUCGCCGUCGUCAGCUGUUCGCUGUGGCCUCCAGUUUCUAGGCAACAUUGCCACCGGAAACAGCGAUGCCCAGGACGAUAUUUGGAAGCGAGGAUUCCCGGAAAUGUUUGCGCGCUGCCUGAGCCACCCGGACGCCAAGGUCGCCGCCUACUCGUCCAUGGUCCUCUUCACCUGCCUGGACCCCGCGAGGACGGAAGAUCUGCUGCAGGAGAAGCACCUGGCGGUCGCCGUGCCGGUGAUAGAAGCCUGCCGGAACCACCCGGAGGCCGGAUGGCCGACGCUGAUCGUCACGGAGCGCCUGGUGAGGAGGCCAGAAUCCGUCGGAGCCGUGUACGCCAAGCUGAGCGAUCGGGCGAGGGUGACCUUACCGGACGUCCUGUUGGAGAAGCUGGAGGGGGGAGACGCCGCGAGCGACCCGGACACCACGGCCACGCUCCGGAGCCUGGCGGGCCCGCUGGCCGACGCCUUCCGCCGCACCUGCCGAUCCGUGCCGACGUUGGCCUCGGCCCCGAACGCCGACCGCCAGGAGGCCCCGGCGGCCGCGGACCUCCUGGACGCUCUCUGCCGGAUGUCCUCCGACAACCACCUCCUGGGCUCGGUGCAGGCCUGCCCGGGGCUGCUGGAAGCCGCCGUGGCCGUUCUGCGCCUGGCUCACCUGGCCGGGAAGCAGACGGGGAACGUCUCCACGCCCUCUCCCCUCCUGACCGGAGACGCCGAUUCCCCCAGCCCGGCCGCCGGCUUCAAGUCGCGCCUCCUCCGCCUGAUCGGAAACCUGUGCUACGGGAACAGAGACAACCAAGACCAGGUCCGCCGGCUGGACGGGAUCCCGUUAAUCCUGGACCACUGCCGCGUGGAUGACCACGACCCCCUCCUGAGCCAGUGGGCCAUCUUCGCCAUCCGAAAUCUGACGGAGCGCAACGGUCGAAACCAGGAGUUCAUAGCCAGAAUGGAGCGGCGGGGCUUGGCCGACCCGGCCCUGCUCAGGAGCGCGGGGCUGAGCGUGGAGGAACGAGACGGCAGACUGACACUGCGGAGCACCGCACGGGACGGGGACCCCCGAACCGUGAACGGAAACCCCCGAACACAGCUGGAAUGAGACGCCGGUUUGGAGAGGCGCAGCGGCGGCCGCGGGAUGCAUUCAGAGAUCUCCCCCCAAUUCAGAUUCACGGGCGUUUGUUCUCCGGUGAGAUAAAGCCAAACCCAGAUGGAACGAGCGGGACGGGAGGGGCUCGAGAGUCCCUUCUUCCACAGAUUAAAAGUCUCUUACCAA
Molecule: messenger RNA, 1684 nt
Organism: Ornithorhynchus anatinus (platypus)
Lineage: Eukaryota; Metazoa; Chordata; Mammalia; Monotremata; Ornithorhynchidae
Gene: ATXN10
Product: ataxin 10
Exons: 12
Coding region: 17-1510 (497 amino acids)
Biological process (GO): neuron projection development
Cellular component (GO): cytosol
Source: RefSeq, a predicted model, not a curated record